Pectinophora gossypiella (pink bollworm) is the source of this 4671-nucleotide messenger RNA. RefSeq names its product gametocyte-specific factor 1 homolog (gene Gtsf1). Lineage: Eukaryota; Metazoa; Arthropoda; Insecta; Lepidoptera; Gelechiidae. The record is from RefSeq and is a predicted model, not a curated record. Bases 200 to 640 code for a protein of 146 amino acids. The transcript has 4 exons.
GACUUCUGGAGGCAGUUUCAGAUUUCUUGCUGAGUUGGUUUCGUUCGUUACGACAUAGGUAUCCUGGGAAAAGCAUUGGAUUAAUCGUUUGGAUUAUUAUUGCCUUUCCCUUUAAUUUUUAACUUUAAGACAUUAUCGACGAAUUUCCGUCGAAACUUUUAUACUACCUGAAAACCAGUUAUUACAAAAGCGAGGUAUAAUGGAGCCGGAGCCGCAUGCGAUGAUGAGCUGCCCCUACAACAAGGCUCAUCAAGUGGAGCACUACCGUUUCCACGUCCACCUGCAGAAGUGUCGUCGGCAAUAUCCGAACUGUAACAAGGUCUCGUGCCCAUUAGAUGCCACUCAUAUUGUAAACGAUGUUGAGCUUGAUUACCAUGUAAAAAAUGUUUGUACGAAAAGGAUAUUGUUUGAAAGCCAACUCUAUGUGACUGAUGAUGAAGCUCGGGCUCCAGAAGUGAUCAUUCCGGCACCAGUAUCCACCGACGAGAACUGGGAUGAUGAAAAUGUGAGUUCCUACAAACCGGACCUGAGUAAGAAAGCCAGCAAUAUCAUCGUGAAGCCCAGGGGCUUGGCGCCAGCGGAGCGUAGGAAGCUAAGAAUGGAGAAUAUUAAAACUUAUCGACCGCAGGAAGACCAGUAGAGGCGAGGUUUUAAGCCACACUGUUGGCAACACCAACCAAAAUAUUGUUUCUUUUUAUUCUUUAAGGUGGUAACAUCGAUGACCUUUACCAUAUUUUGUUGGAAUGUGCCCGAAAUAUAGACGUGCGAAGAAAGGUUUUUCGCUCUCAGGGUGUGAUUUCUCUUGGCAACGGAGAAGUCAAUUGCUGGUUGGCAGAGCCACUAUCAAGGAAGGCUUUUAGUUUAUAUUAUCUGGUUGACCAAUCCCUUGCCUAAGGGAUAGGUACACGAAAGCACCUAUGAGGCUGGCAUGAUCACACAGGGUGUUCAAAGCCUCGUUAAAAAUAAGAAAAAAAAAAAGGUGGUAACAUGUAAUAUCUCUCUUCCUGUGCAAUACAAAGAGAAAAAAAAAAGAUUACGGUGUGCAUCGUUUGCAUAACUGCUCGCGCGUUUUAUUAAAAAAACGCAACCAACGUAAUCUUAGCACAGGAAGAGAUUACAUGAGCAGUGAACGAGUCCAAAUAGUGUUGUGUUGAAGCAGGCACUUGCUAGGGUUUUAUUAAUAAAACGCCGCGGCAGUUAUGAAAACGAUGCACAUUAUAAUCUUAAUGCACAGGAAGAGAGAUAUUACAUGUUACCACCUUAAAGAAUAAAAAGAAACAAUAUUUUGGUUAUAUAUUGUUUAAGUUUACGCGGUUAUUAUCAUAAUUAAAGCACAUAAUAACGGGUUAUCGGGAAAUAUCGGGAGGACCGAAAUAUCGGGAGUCUCGUAUCCCCAUUUAAACGCGGUAAGAACCCGUUAUUAUGUGCUUUAAUUAUAAUAAAAAAAGGUUCAUCAUAUCCAGCUAACGACAUCGUAUCAACAGUGGCUGCAAGUUGUUUUUGAUUACUUGUGGCUCUGCCCACCCCAUUAGGGAUUACGGGCGUGAGUUUAUGUAUGUAUGUAGGUGUUAAUUAUAAUAUUUUGGUUGGUGUUGCCAACACACACCGCGACGCACUUUUUCUAUCCUCUUCUGACACUCAAAACCGUCAUUCGAAACAACGCUUCAUCUCUUUAACUGUACUUAUACUUCUCAUCAAAAAAUAAUCGAAAUAGAUACCUAAUUUCUAAUUUUUGUUCAACAAUGCUCGAUAUUCAUUGAAUUUGGAAUUUGUAACAUUAAAUAAUUAAGAAUUAAAUUCCUAUUCAAAAAUAUUAAUUGUAUAAUAAAUGUUUUUUUUUCGUUUUGGCAUGAAUGAAUAAAUGUAGCACACAUUUAUUUUGUAUUCCAAUAUAUUAUUAUUCAAUAUUCUUUAAGUAGUAUUUAAUAUUUUAUAAUACAUAACAUAAACAGCCUAUAUACGUCCCACUGCUGGGCACAGGCCUCCCGUCAAUCAACCGGAGGGGGUAUGGAGCUUACUCCACCACGCUGCUCCACUGCAGGUUGGUGGAGGUGUUUUUUUAUGAUAAUCCUGAAAAGAUCCUUAUCGAAGCGUUUCGAUUUUUUUUAUGGGAAGUGUAGCUGACAGAACACUACAUUUUUCUAUGACGAAUAUUGCAUCUUAAAAUCAUCCGUCAAACUUACGAUUCUAAGAAAAACCGACCUUUUUUAUUACUGUGCUAUGAUCGUUAUUUGCAGCGUUGUACUGUUCGUCAAAUUUUUGACCUCUAACCACUGUGUUUAUUUGGUAAACAGAAUAUGGAUCAGUCAUAUAACGACCACAGUGCAGUCAAAAUUCAAAAAUAUCUUUAUUAGGUAACAUUGUUAUACUUUGAAUCGUCAAUAUUUACAUAACGAACGUCUCAUCCGCCUAAAACUACUGCAGCUUCACAACCCGUAUAGCCGGGGAAAAGUAGCUGCAAGAAAAACAGAAGAUUAAUAAUAAGGUCGAUUUUUCUAAACUCUGUCCGCACUAAUUUUGUCAGCGCGUGAUUGAAAAAUGUAACAGGGGUGUAUCUUUUGAAAUAGGCUGUGUCACACACGUAUUUUAAGAUGUUAACUCGAAACUUCCUCCCCUCAACUCUGCCUCAGCUGAGCAUUUUGGUAUUUUAAGUUGCUAUUUAAGUCCUCGACUCGAGGACUUCUCACUGGAGUCGAGCACGUCAUACUGCCAACAUAAUAAUACGAAAAUGUGAAGUCUCUACUUAACCUCAUUGGAGUAAACUCGAGAUAUGCGAUGUGUAAGAAUUGACACCAGGGUUGAUAAGGUUGGUAAUUCACCUCACAACCCACACGAUAGAAGAAGUCGUCACGUGAUCAUGGCACUUGCAACCAGCGGCGUAGCGUGGGUGUCGGCCGCCCGAGGCCAAUGGUACCAAUUAGGUACCACCGAUUUUUUUGUUUUAAAUUGAAUGACGUUUAUAUUCGUUCCGCGCGUUUUUUAAAAUAUGCAAAAUUAAAUGUACAUUUUUCAAUCUUUCUGAGAGAUUUUCUUAAUAUUUUUUUCCGUAAGAACCUUGUACAGAUUAUUAGUAAACUACAAAAAAAAAACAGGCAAAUCGGUCAAGCCGUUUUUAUGUUAUGUCGUGACAACGGAAAACUGGUUUCAUUUUUAUAUAUAUUAUAGAUUGUGAAAUUUUGCCGCCCCCUAAAAAGAGCCGCCCCUGCCCCCACUACGCUACGCCGCUGCUUGCAACAGUGUUGAAAUAUUGAGUGUCUCAUAUAAAUAACGCGGUAAGAACCCGGUAUUAUGUGUUUUAAUUAUGAUAAUAACCGCGUAAACCUGAAACAAUAUAUUUUCAUAUCAUCCUGUUAAUGACAAAAUCUCAUUAGUCAUUCGUAAAUACAUACUUGUAUUAAAUAUAUACAGGGUGUUAGUGACAUCGUAACGAAAACUUUGAUGGAUUCAGGCUAUGAUUCCGAGUUGAUAUCAAGUGGAAUUUUCCGUCGCAAAAGUAUGGAGUGGGAAAUUUCGUUACGAUGUCACUAACACCCUGUAUAAUAUAAUUAUAUUUUUGAUAAUUAUGUAGAAUACGGGCACUACACUGUAGUGUACACUUAAGUCUAAAAUAAAAUGAUAGAAAAUUAAGAAAGUUACCGUUCUAAGAUUAUUUUUACUUGUAUUGGACAAUUCUUAUUUAAUAAGAUGAUAACAGUUAAGUUCUUGAGAUUUUUAGGGUUCCGUACCCAAUGGGUAAAAUCAGGACCCUAUUACUAAGGCCUCAUUCUUUGAAAGAAUAAAGUAUGUCCGUCCGUCCGUCUGUCACCAGGAAUUAUAUAGGCUGUGUGUCAAGCACUGCGAUAGCUAGACAGUUGAAAUUUUCACAAAUUAUGUAGGUAUAUCUGCCGGCUUAGCACCGUAAGCGCGACUCUUUCUCGCCUCGGCAUACGUCACCCGUCACUCUUUCACAGUACUGCACAGAAAGAGACAGACGAUCUCUGUCGCGGCGAGAAAGAGUCGCGUGCUUACGGUGCUAGGCCCGCUGUUGCAGCUGUAACAAUCAACAGUAAAAACAAGAAAAUAGGGGCUCCCAUAAAACAAACGAGAUUUUAUUGCCCUUUUUUGCUGGAUAUCACUACCUACUGUUGUUUACCUAGCCAGUGGUACGGAACCCUUCGUGCGUUUGUCCGAUUUGCACUUGGUCGGUGUUUGUAAGGAUAUUAUCCGGUCGUACAAAGCGUUUUGGUACGAAUUUUCAUUUAUUCAAUAAAUUUAAGAAAGAGAUGCAGCUAGUUCAUAAUUCUUGGUUUACAACUAUAAAACUGAAUUGUAAUUAAGUUGGUGUAUGGCUGCAUACUCAGCUUUGCCUUUGCCUUUCCUCAAGAAGAUAAACAAGUUAAAAAAAAAUAAGUUGUUGUUUACCAGAAUUGGCGCCAAUGAAUCUUUAAGGCCGGGUUUCCACUGACGCGGAGAUGGGCGGAGAAGAGCGGAGGUGUGCGGAUUUGACCAAUCACAGCGUUCGAGAGAGCGAAAAACGAAGACGCUCUGUCACUCUCUCCCUCACGGUGAAUGGUCGAUUCCUGCACAUCUCCGCUCAUCUCCGCGUCAAUGGAAACGCAGCCUAAAGCUCGUCAAAUGUUAUGUUAUGAAAAUGACAAAAUGAUAAAGAAAAUAAAUAAUAAAGUACCUGUC